UAAAAGGCCUGUGAGGUCACGGAGCGCUCACCUCCGUCAUCCUUCAAGGGCUGUGUCCACUCUGCCCUCCUCCAACCCAAGAGCCUUCCUGGGAAGAUGGCAGCAGUCCUGAUUCUCCUGACCAUUCUUCUGCCAUUUGGAGCUGGUGCAGAGGAGAUCAUCGGGGGCCAUGAGGUUAAGCCUCACUCCCAUCCAUACAUGGCAUUUAUUGAAUAUCUGGAUGGUAAGGGGAAGAAGAAUUGCUGUGGAGGCUUCCUGGUGCGAGAUAAUUUUGUGCUGACGGCUGCUCACUGCAGGGGAAGCUCAAUGAAAGUUACUCUAGGAGCCCACAACAUCAAGAUCCAGGAGAAGACCCAGCAGAUCAUCCCUGUGGCAAAAGCCAUCCCACACCCAGGCUUUAAUAACGAAACCAUCACAAAUGACAUCAUGCUCUUAAAGCUGGAGAGGAAGGCCCUAAGGACUAAUGCUGUGAGGCCCCUCAGCCUGCCCAGUUCUGAGGUCCAUGUGAAGGCAGGGGAUGUGUGCUCAGUGGCAGGUUGGGGAAAGAUGGCCCCAGAUGGUAAAUUCCCAAAUGGAUUACAAGAAGUAAAGCUAACAGUCCAGAAGGACCAGGAGUGUGAAUCCCGCUUUCAAGGCUAUUACAACAAAACCAUUGAGAUCUGUGUGGGGGACCCAAAGAUCAAUCGUGCUUCCUUUAAGGGGGAUUCCGGAGGGCCUCUGCUGUGUAAAAAGGCAGCUGUAGGUAUCGUCUCCUAUGGGUCUAAAAAUGGCUCAGCUCCAAGAGUCUUCACCAAAGUGUCAAGUUUCCUACCCUGGAUAAAGAAAAUGAUGAAACGCAGCUAACUACAGAGCAAACCAGAUCCCUUCCCGACUCACCAUCUUCCCUCAAGCUGAGUCCAGGAUUGUCCUAGGAUGAAAGCCAGCAUCUCAAUAAAGCUCUCUUUGCAAGAA
Messenger RNA from Myodes glareolus (Bank vole), 951 nucleotides. The record is from RefSeq and is a predicted model, not a curated record. Lineage: Eukaryota; Metazoa; Chordata; Mammalia; Rodentia; Cricetidae.